GGGAGAGUAUCGACCGACGGUAUAGCGUUGUUGUCGGGAUUACAGAAGCGUCGCUGGUUACAGCAGUCGAGCCAAGCUGUUUUCCCUGGUUUAUUCAGUUAUAAUGCUCGAUUUCGAUUUGAAGACGGCAGAAAGCCUGCAGUGAUAUACUGUAGCACUCCAGCAGUGAAAGAUGACUGCUGGUUCGGUUGUUGCGCCUCAGAUCAUUCCAAUAAGAGUCCCCCUGCCUGGGCAGGCAAAGCACCAGAUAGACACCAUCACACCCAUAGAGAUAAAGUCAGAUACUCCCGAUGUCAAUAUAUACUACACCUUGGAUGGCACUAAACCUGAGGUGCUGAAGAAACCGGGUUAUGGGGAGAACAGUACAUUAAAAUACCGGGGGCCUGUAAGACUGCCUGAAGGCAAAGUCACAGUGAAAGCCUUGGCAGUCACCAGUAAUGGCAAGGAGAGUGCAGUUGUCACCAAGUACUUUGUCGUGGAUUAUAUUCAGUCUAACCCAUUGCCCUCCACUGAAGACGAUGAACACAAUUUCCUCAAAGAAUAUGCCAAAGAGCUAUCCAUACAGGAGUCCCAGGAAGGCAUAGCCGCCACUGGAGGUGGGCUGAAGAUGGGGAUGAACCGGAAAGUGGAAACAGCCUGGGAUGAGACAACUCGGAAAUAUCAAGCCAUGACGAUCGAGGGCAGCAGCACCCACAAGUCCCCCAAGGGCCCUCGCUUUCUCAACUCCCGCCUCGGCACCCCGUCUCAUGGGCAACAUCCGAACCCCGCCCCACAGACUCACAGGUUACAGACUGCUGCAUCCGUAGACAGCGCUCGUAAAAGUUUAACCAGCACUCAGAUCCUGCGAAUCCAAAGAGAAACGGACUUCCUCAGGUGUGCACACUGCUUGGCUCCCCGUCCCUCAGACCCCUUUGCCCGCUUCUGUCUUGAAUGCGGUUCCCCAGUGCCGCCGAUUCCCGGGAAGCAGCUCCCUCCCACCGAAGGAGGGCAGGUGGGAUUAUGCGUUGAGUGCAAAACUAUGGUUCCAAUGAACACCUCAACAUGCAUAGUCUGCGAGGCCCCUAUAGCACCCCAGCUGCAGCCGCAAGCCAGCAUCCGACUGAAGGACAAGAUCAUCUGCAGAUCGUGUGGAACCGGAAACCCUCUAAACCUCACACACUGUGUCACCUGUGAGAGCAGACUGUCUGAAUCACAGAGCUCUGUGUUCUGCGGAGAGUCUGCACCUCCACUGCUCAGCUCAACAGGGAAGAUGCUGUCCUGUUCCAAGUGUAGCCGCAUCAACACCUCCAACGCUCGCUUCUGUGACUGGUGUGGAGCCAAGCCCAGUCCACCUGUGAGCUACCUGACCUGCUCCAAGUGCGGGGCAAGCAGCCACCCCUACGCCCACUUUUGCGGCUCCUGUGGGGUGUACCUGGAGGCCCCGCCCAGGCUGGACUCCCCCAUGGGCCAGGCAAAUACCUCAGACCUGCAGGCCGCUGCUGCUGCCACUUGGCAGCCCCUGAGCAUCCCACUGCCCAGGCCAAAUGCAGAGCAGGCUGGGAAAGUAGACCAGCAAACCCAGACUGUCGGCCUAUUUUACCCCUCCGGCAGAAUCCUGGAGAAGGCGGCGCAGGACACCAUUGAGAAGAAGGAGAAGCAGGAGCAGAUGAGAGAUCGCAAGCCUCUCGCCACCGCUGUCAGCCCCGGCAGAGGUUACUGGAGAAAGCAACUGGAUCACAUCUGUGCUCAUCUUCGAAGCUACACUCAGAAUAACACAGAGUUCAGAGCUCUGAUCGCAGAGCCCCGCAUGGGAAAGAUGAUUUCAGCAGUAGUUCAUGAAGAUAAUUAUGAAGUUAGCCUGAGGAUUAAUUUUGUUUUGGCUGAAGACAAGAACGGCCUGACAGGAAAGCCGCACAAGCUGUUGGAGAAUAACUAUCUGAGCAGCGUGACAGAGGGGAGAAGCAACCUCUACAGCAGUCACACCAGUCUAGCGAGUGAGAACAGUGCUGAGGGGGCAGGCGUCGGAAAGAAAAAUAAAAAGAUAAAGAAGAAAAGGAAGGUAUUAGAGAGAGAAGACAAACUACCCCCUGAGGACAGGCAGCUCCUGAAGGAAGUGGGUCCUGGUGGGAAAGGGAGGAUCUCCACAGUACAGCAGCUCCUUGAAGAAGGAGCAGACCCCAACUGUCUCACCAAUGACAGCCGGCCGGCUUUAACAGUGGCUGUACUGAACAAGCACCAUGAGGUGAUCCCUGUUCUUGUUCAGACGGGGGCAGAUACUGACCAGCAGUCAGGAAUAGUGAAUAACACGGCCCUCCAUGAGGCGGCUUCACUUGGAAACCAAGGAUUGCAGUGUGCUGAAACAUUACUGGGCUGUAAUGCAAGUAUUAGGAAAAAGAACGACAAAGGAUUUACUGCUUACGAUCUGGCUGUGAAGACUGGCUGUGAACCUCUCAUUUCUCUGUUUGCUGCGAAAAUGGGCCAGGGUAUGUUGGACAAACUUUCCAAGCCCAGGAAUGUUAAUUUAGAUGGAUUUUAGCUGUACUGGAGUAACGCAGCAGUACUAAAAGAGCUAGAAGUCUUUCUUAAUGUGUGAAGAUUUGUCUGUCAUAAAACGUUCUACAUUUUAGUAUCACUUCAUGUCCUGAGGUAAUACAGACGCCUUUAUGUGUUUGUUUUGCUCUUUGUAACAUUGAUUGGCUACUCAGCAAGUCAGCAGACAGGCUCUGUUGGUUGUGUGCUUAUGGUUUUGGUUAAGUGGUUGAAACAGAGGGGUGGAGGAUGUUAAGGGGAAAAAUAAACCACUCUUCAUCUGAUGGCAGAUCCUGAAAACAUCAAUGUGGUGAAUGUUGUUAUUCCAGCCUGCAGAAUGCUUUACCUUUUUAUUGAUAUAUUUAUUACUGAAGUGAGAUCUACUACAAUUAAUCAGAAUAAAAAUGUGUAUUUUCAGUUUUAUUUUAAUUUUGUACCAAAUUUAUCAAGUUGCUGUGCUUAUGCUGAAAUAUAUUAAAUCCUAAAGCAAUACGUACAUUGGAUUAUAUAUAGGUUGAUUAAAUCAACAAUGCAGACCUUUGCUAAACUUCUCCUAAAAAGCAGGUGAAAUAAAUGCAUUAAGUUUG
Messenger RNA from Acipenser ruthenus (sterlet), 3095 nucleotides. RefSeq names its product double zinc ribbon and ankyrin repeat domains 1 (gene dzank1). Bases 173 to 2515 code for a protein of 780 amino acids. Lineage: Eukaryota; Metazoa; Chordata; Actinopteri; Acipenseriformes; Acipenseridae. The record is from RefSeq and is a predicted model, not a curated record. The transcript has 21 exons. Gene Ontology annotation, molecular function: protein binding. Gene Ontology annotation, biological process: eye photoreceptor cell development.